UGAUUUUGUGGUACUACAUUCACGUAGAGAAAUGGCUGAAACCGCUCCAGCUGCUGCCGCCACGCCGGCCAAAGCACCCAAGAAGAAAUCCGCCGCUAAAGCUAAGAAAACCGGACCAAGCGUGGGUGAUCUCAUCGUUAAAGCUGUUUCGGCUUCCAAAGAGAGGAGCGGCGUCUCUCUCGCUGCCUUGAAGAAAGCGCUCGCCGCCGGUGGCUACGACGUGGAGAAGAAAAACGCUCGCGUUAAGAUCGCCAUCAAGAACCUCGUGACUAAAGGCACUCUGGUCCAGACCAAGGGGACCGGCGCUUCCGGGUCUUUUAAAUUGAACAAAAAGCAGGCAGAGACCAAGGCAAAACCGGCAAAGAAAGCCGCUCCUAAAGCAAAGAAGCCCGCAGCCAAGAAACCCGCCGCUGCCAAGAAGCCAAAAACUGCAGCGACAAAGAAGACCGCCGCUAAGAAAUCACCCAAGAAAGCAGCGAAGAAACCAGCCGCCACCGCCGCUAAAAAGGCAACAAAGAGCCCCAAGAAAGCAAAGAAGCCAGCGGCUCCUAAGAAAGCAGCGAAGAGCCCCAAAAAGGCUGCUAAACCCAAGACGACAAAGCCCAAAGCAGCGAAGCCUAAAAAGGCAGCGCCCAAAAAGAAAUAGAUUUUCAGUCAAAAUUUAUUUCCACUAAAAAGGCUCUUUUAAGAGCCACCCACCAGCCCUUUAAAGAGCAAUGUUUCAAUAUUUGUCGUUUUCUGGCUGUUUAUUUCGAGAAUUUCUGAUUUGUUAAAAAAAUACUUCAUAAAAUAGUUUUACUUUAGUGCCACGCAGAUUUUGGAGCGUCUCUGCCAUAUAAGAAAUCUCUAGAUUUUUAAUGUAACUUCAGUAU
This is a messenger RNA of Misgurnus anguillicaudatus (oriental weatherfish), 872 nucleotides long. The record is from RefSeq and is a predicted model, not a curated record. NCBI's taxonomy places the organism in Eukaryota, Metazoa, Chordata, Actinopteri, Cypriniformes, Cobitidae.